UAAAAGAGAAGAAAGGAAACUGCAAAACCACCAUGGCUGACAUUUUCAUGUUCCUCCCUGCUUGGUUUUUCUAAAUUAGACGUUUCUUUUAUUGAUGGUUUGGAGUGCCACUUUUAUAACAGGCUUCUUUCAUUUCCAUACUAUACCAUACCAUUAAGACCUUGGAAUGCAUGGAGUGAGGGGCUGGUUCCCAAAGUGACUUUCGCGUCUGUGUUAGCAGUUCCAGCCAAGUUCCCUUUAAUGUAUGGAGCAGGCUAAGCUGAACUGGAUCUCAGAAUAACACAGAAGUAAAACGCAGCUGCUGCUUUAAGUGGCAGUGUGUAUUAAUCGGACUCUGCUGUUUACUGGGACUCAAGUGCCAGAACCGGUGCGUGCUCAAGCAUUAUAUGAAAUCUGAAAGCAUGAGGAUAAAGGAGAUUUCUUUACGGCAAGACCCUGAUCUGCGAAAGGAAUUGGCAUUGCUGGCUCGAGGGUGUGAUUUUGUUCUGCCUUCCAGAUUCAAGAAAAGACUCAAAGCUUUCCAACAGGUCCAGAUUCAGUCAAAGAAAGAAGAACCUUUGACACCGUCUUUGAGCCAAACCAUUCCAACAUUUUAUUUUCCUCGAGGAUGUCCACAAGAAAAAGUGAAUAUUGAUGCUGUCAUUGCAAAAGUAGAGAAAACUUUCUCUCAGUUUCCAAAUGAGAGAGCAACAUUAGAAGACAUGGGGAAAGUUGCCAAGGCAUGUGAAUGCCCUCUCUAUUGGAAAGGCCCAUUGUUUUAUUGUGCUGGAGGAGAACGAACAGGAUUUGUAUCAGUGCAUAAAUUUGUUGCAAUGUGGCGAAAGAUACUACAGACUUGUCAUGAUGCUGCUGCGAAGUUUGUUCAUCUUUUAAAGAGUCCUGGAUAUAACUAUUUGGUACAAGAAGACUUCAUUCCACUUUUGCAAGAUGUAGUCAAUAGUCACCCUAGCCUUGUGUUCUUAAAAGAGGCAUCAGAAUUUCAUUCUCGAUACAUUACCACAGUAAUACAGAGGAUAUUUUAUACUGUAAAUAGAUCCUGGUCAGGAAGAAUCACUUGUAAUGAGCUUAGAAAAAGCAGCUUUUUGCAGAAUGUGGCAAUGUUGGAAGAAGAAGUGGAUAUUAACCAGCUGACAGAAUACUUUUCUUAUGAGCACUUUUAUGUAAUUUACUGCAAAUUUUGGGAGCUGGAUACCGACCAUGACCUUUAUAUUGAUGCAAAGGAUUUAGCACGGCAUAAUGAUCACGCCAUAUCUAAUCGUAUGAUAGAGAGGAUUUUCUCAGGAGCUGUAACAAGGGGCAAGAAAGCACAAAAAGAAGGGAAAAUCAGCUAUGCAGAUUUUGUAUGGUUUUUAAUAUCUGAAGAAGACAAAAAGACAAUAACCAGCAUUGAAUACUGGUUCCGUUGCAUGGAUCUUGAUGGGGACGGUGUUUUGUCUAUGUAUGAGCUGCAGUACUUUUAUGAAGAGCAAUGUCAAAAACUGGACAAUAUGGCUAUCGAACCUCUGCCAUUUGAAGACUGCCUUUGUCAGAUGCUCGAUCUUGUGAAACCAGAGCAUGAAGGGAAAAUAACUCUUCAUGACUUAAAGAGGUGUAAGAUGGCAAAUGUGUUUUUUGAUACCUUUUUCAACAUUGACAAAUACUUAGAUCAUGAGCAGAAGGAUCAGUUUUCUAUAUUGCGGGGUGCUGAAAAUGAAAAUCAAGAAAUGUCUGAUUGGGAAAAAUAUGCUGCUGAAGAAUAUGAUGUCUUGGUAGCAGAGGAAGCAGCUAGUGACCAGUGGAAUGAUUGUUAUGAACCAGAAUUGAACCCUGGAGACCAUCAGAAGACCAACUUACUAAAAUAUCAGAUGGAGAAAAGGCCUUUCUUUGACAUGCCUUCUCAUUUGGCUGAUGUUGACUUGGACGAGUAUGAGUAUGAGGAAGACUUCGAAUGAAUUGAGCUGCCUAGGUUGGACAAGAAUGAAUAAGAACUGUCUGCAGCUGGUCUGCUGAAUCUGUGUAGAGCUUUGUUUCCAGAAAAAGAGUAAACUUAACGGUUUGGCUGCAAGGUUAAUAUUUUAAUCCUUUAGAUAAUAUUUUGAAAAAGUGAGUUUGUAUGGAAUGAUGCCUUUUGUAUUUUUCAACAGAUUGUCGACUGUAAAGUACUUAAAUUAUUUAUAGAUAGGUUAUUUUUUUUCUUUAAGGACUUGCAACGUAUCUUAGUGUUUAAAGUAAAUUUUCUCGACUUGUUCAUUUUUAUACAACACUAGAAUUCUUCCUAAUUUCUACUUGUAUGUGACAGCUGAGGCCAGAGGUUGUUGCUCUUGCAGCCUCUUAGCAGAAAUACGGCAACUUCACUGGAGUUCAAAGAGAAAAGGGUCACAGCCAAGAGCUGAACAUUGUGGCUGAUUUCUGACGCGAAGAGCCAUUGCUUAGGCAAGCUGGAUUCACUGGUGCACCUAGCAAAGUAUGUCAUGCUCUGAAACAACCUGUUCCCUUUCCUGUCUUUCCCCUGCCUUGUUCCUUCUCAUUUUGUUCUCUUGAUGCCCAUUACAGCAGAAGCUUUUAUCUCUCACACAACUGCAGCGGCUAUUUUUAUUCCCAUGUCAAAGGAACCAAUUUUUAAACAUGUAAGUUUUACUUGAUUUGUUAUGUGCACUAACCUUGUGAUGGGCAUUUCGUGUGUUUCUUCAAUGGUUAGCUAUUAACACAUUCCAUGAACAUUCAUACCAAUGGUUUCAGAACAGCUGAACAGUGUGAUGGUUGCUUGCCCACACAAGGUGAGAGAUUGCUUUCUGGACAAGCUAGACAUUACAGCUCCAGUUUUUUUGAAAAAAUCAUAACGGUUUGUAGUGCCUUAAUUGUCCCAUGUUCACUUGAGAAACGGAAUAUAAAGCAUUUAGAGCAACUCUUGUUAAGGUUUUCAUGUAAAGAGAAAACAAACGUAAGUUAUUUUGGUUGCAGUGUAUAUCGCUUGUGCAUUUAAAAUAUCAUGUCGUUAUUUUCAAAUAAAGGUUUUUUUUCCAUA
Molecule: messenger RNA, 3004 nt
Organism: Sphaerodactylus townsendi
Lineage: Eukaryota; Metazoa; Chordata; Lepidosauria; Squamata; Sphaerodactylidae
Gene: PPP2R3B
Product: protein phosphatase 2 regulatory subunit B''beta
Exons: 13
Coding region: 387-1931 (514 amino acids)
Biological process (GO): protein dephosphorylation
Cellular component (GO): protein phosphatase type 2A complex
Molecular function (GO): protein phosphatase regulator activity; calcium ion binding
Source: RefSeq, a predicted model, not a curated record